CUCACUUGACAAACUCGUUGACAUUUUUUUUUCACCUCUUCUCGUCCAUCUCUUCCUUGAGCGACCUGUCACAUUCUCUCUCUCUCUCUCUCUCUCACUCUCACACACGUCCUUUUUCUACGCGUCUCUCUCCUCCACUAGUUCCGUGUUCCUCUUUGUAGCCUUAUAUACACACCACUCUUUUAUUCCUCUCUCUCUUCCUUUUCAACAUACACAUAGUGUAAUUUCGUAAAGUCACUAUCGUCUACCACUGCUUUCUCAAUUCCGACCUUACUACUAACAUCUACUGAAUUACUAUCAUGUCUCAACCUUCUAACGGAAGCAUCGAACAUAUUGAUGAUCACACAAUUGAAAACGUUGAUAACGAAAUUCAACAAGACGAUGGCCAGCUCACUUUACGUGCUUUAGUAUCGACCAAAGAAGCUGGCGUUAUCAUUGGCAAAGCUGGCAAAAAUGUGGCGGAGCUGAGAGACUCCACCGGCGUCAAGGCUGGUGUUUCCAAAGUGAUCCAAGGAGUCCAUGACCGUGUCCUGACCGUCAGCGGCUCACUUGAAGGUGUUGCCAAGGCCUAUUCUUUAAUCGCCCAAACACUUCUCGACAACCCCAUUUCGCCCGCCACUCCCCCUACCUCUCCCAUCUCCCCGUCGUCCAGCAACAAUGGCAGCGGCGGCGUGAUGGCCACAAUCCGUCUUUUGAUCUCGCACAACUUGAUGGGCACCGUUAUCGGCCGUCAGGGUGCAAAGAUCAAGCAUAUUCAAGACACCUCUGGUGUGCGCAUGAUUGCCUCUAAAACGUUGCUUCCCCAGAGCACGGAACGUGUUGUUGAAGUCCGUGGUACUGUGGAGGGUGUCAACUUGGCUAUCUUGGAGAUUGGUCAGUGUCUCAUUGAUGACAAGGAGCGUGCCUAUGGCACCAUCUUGUACAACCCCACCAAGGUCGACACUGCUCAGCAACAGCAACAGCAGCAGCAACAACCUCAAUCCCGUCGUACUUCCAUCACACGCACCGGCAAUGGUACCGACUUUUCCGAUUACCAGCAGCCCCGUCGCACCUCCAUCUCUUCGCAGCAACAAAACUUUUUGAACAACCCUAACGUCCGCACCCAACACAUCUCCAUCCCUAGCGACAUGGUCGGCUGUAUCAUUGGCAAGGGUGGCGCAAAGAUUUCGGAAAUCCGCCGACUUUCUGGAUCCCGGAUCUCCAUCGCUAAAUUGCCGCAUGACGAGAGUGGAGAAAGAAUGUUCAGCAUCACCGGUCCCAGUGAAGCAAACGAGCGUGCCCUGUACUUAUUGUACGGUCAGCUUGAAAACGAAAAGGAGCGCCGUCUCAGAGGAGCCUUGCAAGAAGAUGCCAUCCUUGAAGAAGAGUAAAUCAACAAAAGUAUCGCACACACACACACCACACAUAGCACAUACUAGCUCUAACCCUACUGUACUUGUUCUUUUACACACACCUUUUAAAAAAAACACAAACCCUCUUCUUAACCUCUUUCUAUCUACUUGUCGUGUUGUUGUAUAUCUUUGCCACCCUUUUUCUCUUCUAUUAUUCUCUCUAUCUUGUCGUUUUCCCCCUCUUUUUUUCUGGAUUUCAUUUUCCACAACAACAAAAAAAAAGUUCUCCAUUUCCAAUGUUUCUAAAAGUAUUACUAUUACUUGAUA
Molecule: messenger RNA, 1658 nt
Organism: Zychaea mexicana
Lineage: Eukaryota; Fungi; Mucoromycota; Mucoromycetes; Mucorales; Lichtheimiaceae
Product: cytoplasmic protein
Exons: 5
Coding region: 300-1370 (356 amino acids)
Biological process (GO): 3'-UTR-mediated mRNA stabilization
Cellular component (GO): nucleus; cytoplasm
Molecular function (GO): mRNA 3'-UTR AU-rich region binding
Source: RefSeq, a predicted model, not a curated record